UAGCAUAAUAAAGAGGAAAGAAUCAAUAAUCGGUUACCAGGAUGGCAGGGUGCUCACUGAACGGAUUUUUGCUGAUGCUCUGCUGGAUUGUUGUCAUGGGGUCUCCAACUCCUGGAUCAGUAACUGACUGUCCAUCAUGUUCGCUGGCUAAAUUCCACAAGGAUGCGCCCAGUACUGAAGAGGACAUGGUGGAAGCAGUCAAAAAGCACAUAUUGAAUAUGCUGCACUUAGGGGACAGACCCAAUAUCACGCAGACAGUGCCUAAAGCAGCUCUCCUAAAUGCUAUAAAAAAACUGCAUGUGGGAAAAGUGGGAGAGGAUGGCCAAGUUGAAAUAAAGGAUGACAUUACGGCAAUGAAUGACGUCUCUGAUCAAACUUCAGAAAUCAUCACUUUUGCCGAAUCAGGUCCCUCCAAGAAAGUACUUCAUUUUGAAUUUUCCAAAGAAGGAAGUGAUUUGAUGAUUGUCGAGAAAGCAGAAUUGUGGCUUUUCGUGAAAAUAGCAAAAAACAACAGAAGUCGUGUAAAACUGACCAUUCGACUGUACCAGCAGCAGAGAGGUCAGAAAGACAAAGGGUCGGAAGGCAAUAAAAAUGAACAGCUUAUUACAGAAAAGGUAAUAGAUACAAAAAAAGGUGUUUGGCAUACAUUCCCAGUAUCUGUCGCUAUACAACAUCUGCUGAAUCAUGGAAAGUCAUCUAUGGACAUCAGAAUAUCAUGUGAUCAAUGUCAAGAAGCAGGGGCAACUCCGGUCUUGUUUGGCAAAAGGAAGAAAAAGGAUGAUGAAGAAUCAGCUACAAAUGGUGGUGAAGAGGAAAGAGAGCAGUCACAUAGGCCUUUUCUGAUGAUUGUAGCUCGACAAGCAGAGGAGCACCCUCACAGAAGGAAGAAACGUGGCUUGGAAUGUGACGGCAAAGUGAGCAACUGCUGCAAAAAGCAAUUCUAUGUCAGCUUCAAAGACAUUGGUUGGAGCGACUGGAUCAUAGCACCUCCAGGCUACCAUGCAAAUUACUGUGAGGGGGAUUGUCCAAGUCACAUUGCAGGGACCUCUGGUUCUUCUCUCUCCUUUCACUCAACAGUUAUAAAUCAGUACAGAAUGAGGGGCCACAGUCCCUUCACUAGCAUCAAAUCCUGCUGUGUCCCAUCUAAGCUGAGAGCUAUGUCUAUGUUGUACUAUGAUGAUGGACAUAACAUCAUAAAAAAGGAUAUCCAGAACAUGAUUGUGGAGGAAUGUGGUUGCUCAUAAAACAUACAAAGAAUAUAUAUAAAUUCAUAUUCAGACUACACUAAUGGACUCAAAAGAAGUGUAAAAGACUUGCAACUCAGCGGAAAUCUUAAGGCUGAUUUAAUGGGACAAAAAAGUAGAUACAAAGGAAGAGAAGGUUCUAAAUCUGCAGCAAUAGUUUGCUAAAAGAGGCUGUCCAAUCCCUUAUAGUUGAGUGUUCAUUAACAGGGUCAAGAGCACAGUCUGUGUAUCUAUAUAUACACAAAAUGUGUAUAUUUAAUGGCUUGUAUUUUUAUACAUCCAUGUAUGCAAAUGUGUAUAACUAGAUAUUGUCAGGUCUAUAAGACAUUGAUAGAAUGCCUAUUCUCUGUAAGCAGAUCCUAAUUUAGAAGAAUCUAUAUAUUGCGCAGGUGAUCUCACCUUCUUCCUCUGCACUAUUAACGCAAAAAAAAGAAAAAAAAAGAAAGAGAGAAUACAAAGUUAAAUUUCACUAAGGUGCUUAAGAUCUUAGAACUAUGCAACUUAAUGGGUUUGAAAACUGUUUACCUGAGACAGAGAUGAAAGACUUUUCAGUGGAAGUAACAUGUUUAAUAUUUUUGUUCUUUCAUGAGAGAUACUUGAAAGGAACAUGUUGGUCCAGAUGCUGGAACCAAACAUUUCUAUAUUUUGUAAAAAACAAACAAAAAAAAAACUAAACAAACAAAAAAACAAACAAAAAAAGAAAAAGGCAAAAAAUGUAUUGUUUCUUUUUUAUUUGCACUACAACAGUAUUUGACCUGUCUAAUCCUUAUUUAACAAGUAUUUUCAAGAGAGGUUUUAAGAGCUGCACUUAACAUGAGCUAUAUCAGAACUGCUAAAACACACAUCAAAAAUAGCUAUUUUUAUUACUAUUUUUCAUUAUUUUUUCUACCUUAAAUGAGACACCAAAGACAUGUGUGUGAAGAUUUAACAGUCUGCCUGUGGUUAAUAAUCAAUGGAAAGUAAACGAUUUAAAGGAUCAACUUCAUAAGAAAAUGUUUUGAAGCCAAAAGUGUAUAUUUUAUCCGCAUUCAUUUUUGGGUAAUUGGGCUGCUUUUUAGCAGUUUAUUAUUAUUAUUAUAAUUAUUAUUAUUAUUAUUUUUCUUUCAAGAAAAAAGGCACUUCAGCAACUUAUCUCAACGGCAUUGUUUUAUUCAUUGGAUGCCCAUCCUUCUUACUGGUUAAUUUUUUUUUUUUUUUUUAUAAAAUAAAAAAAAUAUGUUUUGGCUUUUAACUAAUCAGCACAAAAUUAUAUUGUUUUGUUAUACAUGCAAGCUCAAUACUGCACAGGAUUUAAUUCCUAUUUUUUUUUUACAACUCAUAGUUUAUAUAAUACCCAUCAUGGUCUGUGUUCAGUCUGAUUUACUAGACCGUCCAAACUUUUCAUUUAAAUUACCCAAUUCUGGCCUAAAGCAAGCAAGGUUUAUUUUUAGAAAUAAUCAUUUAAAAAAAAAAAAAACAGUCAAAAGUUAAAUAGUGAUAGGUCGAUUUUAUUUUAA
Pelobates fuscus (common spadefoot toad) is the source of this 2740-nucleotide messenger RNA. RefSeq names its product inhibin subunit beta A (gene INHBA). Gene Ontology annotation, cellular component: extracellular region. The record is from RefSeq and is a predicted model, not a curated record. Gene Ontology annotation, molecular function: cytokine activity; hormone activity; growth factor activity. The coding region runs from base 42 to 1244 and encodes 400 amino acids. The transcript has 2 exons. Lineage: Eukaryota; Metazoa; Chordata; Amphibia; Anura; Pelobatidae.